AUCGUCGCUCUCAUUUGCGCACCAAUGUCACGGAAACAAUACACAGCAUUCGAUUUUCCUUCUCUUGUAUCUAUGUGCAUGAGUGUGUGUCCGUAUCUGUAUGGCAUUGAGCGUGUGUUCAGCAAAUUUGUAUAUCCAAUAUAAUAUUUGGCGAGCCAAAAGAAUUCUAUUUUCUCCUCAUAACAUUUUUAAGGUUAUGGGUGUGUGUUUGCGAUACAUUUUUUAAAAUCAAUAAUGGCGAGCGUAAAAGACACAACUUUCAUACCAAAUAUGCCAUCCGGUCCACUUGAUGAGUAUCGUAAACGGGCCAAAUUUGAUUGGAAGCAAUUACGUUUAAUUUUUGAAGAUGAAAAUUUGCUGCGAAUUAAGUACAAAACAUGGAAUAAAAUGGAAAACGAUCCACUGUUUGCGAAGCCGAAGCAUACACCUUCGGCUGAUGAGCAAAAAUAUCGAGCUGCUAUGCAAAUGAAUGCAACGAAUCUACUGAAAUUGGCACCACCCGAUGUUGAGAGCAUGAGUCAUCGUCAAAAGACACGGUAUUUGAUGAGCAUUAACGAGGCGCUUCGUUCAGUUUGUCCGAGUCUAUCGGUGAAAAUCGCCCUUGGUGUUGGCCUAUUCAACAAUGCAUUACUCGCUAUGGGAACAGAACGGCACAACAAAUACUAUGAGGCCGCAUGGAAAGGAGAAAUUAUCACCUGUUUGGCGAUAACUGAAGUAUCGCAUGGCAGCAACACAAAACGAAUUCGAACCACCGCUCGAUAUGAUGAAAAAACACAAGAAUUCAUCAUUCACACGCCCGAUUUUGAGGCAGCCAAGUGUUGGGUGGGGAAUCUGGGCAAAACGGCCACAAUCGCACUUACGUUUGCCAUUUUGUACACAGCCGACGGCAAAAAUCAUGGCCUGCACGGAUUCUUAAUUCCAAUCAGGGACCCCAACACACUUAUACCAUAUCCAGGUGUUUUAGUCGGCGAUAUCGGCGAGAAAAUCGGAUUGAAUGGCAUUGAUAAUGGAUUUGUAAUGUUCAACAAUUAUCGCAUUCCACGAGAAAAUCUUCUCAAUAAAACUGGUGAUGUAACACCCGAUGGCCAAUAUGAAAGUGUGUUCAGUGAACCAACAAAGAUUCUGGGAGCUGCGCUCGAAUCAUUCUCAGCCGGACGUAUUGGUAUCAUGCAAGAAUCAUCGAAUACAUUGGCCGAUGCCAUUGUCAUAGCCGUUCGAUAUGCAGCUGUUCGAAAACAAUUUGGACAAGACAUUGAUGGACCCGAAAUGCCAAUCAUUGAAUAUCAGUUACAUCAAUGGCGUCUAUUCCCAUAUUUGGCAGCUGCUUGCGUGUUAAAAAUAUCAGUGACAACUCUAACCGAUGUAUAUUUAGCCGUAGUCGAGAAAUCAAGGGCGAAUAGCAACGGCUUUGAACAAUUGACAAAAGAAGUGUCAGAGAUUCAUGCACUGAUAUCAAGUUCAAAGGCGUUGUUAACAUGGACAGCCAGAGAUGCUAUACAAGAAGCACGUGAGGCUUGCGGUGGUUAUGGUUACCACAAAGCUGCCAAUUUGGGUGAGCUACGAAAUAAUCACGAUGCAUGUUGUACAUAUGAGGGUGACAACAAUGUAUUGGGUCAACAAACGUCGAAUUGGCUUGUUCGACAAUGGGAAAAUGGUGUUGAGAAUCCGUCGGGAACGGCUGAAUUCAUCGAUCGAUGGAGUGUCAUCAAGACAUACACGUUCGAGCAAAUUCGAGACAAAAAUUCCCUAAACAGUAUUGAAUUUUUCAUAGAUUGCUAUCAAUGGCUUAUGUGUUAUCUUAUGGAUUCAACGUCUAAGCACAUGCAACAAUCGACCGCAAAUGGAUCGAGUCGAUUUGAUGCACGUAAUAAUGCACAGGUGUUUCGUGCUCGUGAUUUAACUCGCACAUAUUCUGAGUAUUAUGCGUUGAAAAGUUUCCAAGAACGCUUAACACUUCCAGAUGUAACCAGCACACUACGGCCCAUCUUGGAAUUGGUGUGUCAACUUUAUGGUUUUUGGUGUUUGGAGAAACACUUGGCAACAUUCUAUCAAGGAUGCUUCGCAUCAUCCACAGCACAAAACUCAUUUGGCGACAUUGUACGAACCGAAUUAUUGCGUCUUUGUGGCGAAUUGAAAGACAGUUCUGUUGCUGUUGUUGAUGCGCUGGCACCACCUGACUUUGCAUUGAAUUCGAUUAUCGGAAAGUCCGAUGGAUUGCUAUAUGAAAAUCUGCAGAAUGAAUUCAUGACAAAUCCAGGCGCAAUGGAACGAGCUUCUUGGUGGAGAGAUGUGCGUCUACCAAUCGCCAAAUCGAAACUAUAAAAACUAUAAAUUUAAAAUUUAAACAAUCGCAACAAUAAGAAUGAGAUAUUAUUUGGAUUUUAUAUGAGAGAAAAGCACAUUUCCACUGUCAAUUGUAUUUAUCCCUUUUCCAUUUUUUUGGAUCAUUGACUGGUAGUUAUGAGAAGGCUCAAUUUAUACAAUUUUGACACAUUUUUUUUGUUUUAAUUUUUUUUGUUUUUGAAAAUUUCAUCAAAUGCCACCAGUCGCAUUUCAGUCAACAAUAUAGAUGUACUUUAUAUACAAUACAUAAAGAUACAUUGAUAUUAUUAUUUUUUCAUCUACGUAUUUUUUUCCAAAAUUUUAUCUGAAUCUAUUUUUUAUGUGAAAAAAGGGGAUGAAAGUAUACACCGCGAAUCAAAUGAAUAUAUUUAUUGUUCAGAAAUCCAAUAUCGUUGAAUGUACAAAAAGCUGUUUAGAAAUUUUUUCUUAUUUAUGAAUGUGCCUGAAUUGUCCUUUAAAAAGAUCAAAUCAUUUGAAUUAAAUAAACAUUGAAAUAGAAAACAACAA
This is a messenger RNA of Contarinia nasturtii (swede midge), 2850 nucleotides long. RefSeq names its product peroxisomal acyl-coenzyme A oxidase 3. Gene Ontology annotation, molecular function: FAD binding; pristanoyl-CoA oxidase activity; fatty acid binding. Gene Ontology annotation, biological process: lipid homeostasis; fatty acid beta-oxidation using acyl-CoA oxidase. NCBI's taxonomy places the organism in Eukaryota, Metazoa, Arthropoda, Insecta, Diptera, Cecidomyiidae. Gene Ontology annotation, cellular component: peroxisome. The coding region runs from base 235 to 2322 and encodes 695 amino acids. The record is from RefSeq and is a predicted model, not a curated record. The transcript is spliced from 11 exons.